AUGGUUCUACUACUCCUGCUCCUAAUCCAGCGCCUGCUCCAGCGCCUGCUCCAGCGCCUGCUCCAGCUACAGAUUCCAGUGGUUCAGGUUCUAGUAGUUCUGGUUCUACUACUCCUGCUCCUAAUCCAGCGCCUGCUCCAGCUACAGAUUCUAGUAGUUCAGGCUCUAGUGGUUCAGGUUCUACUACUCCUGCUCCUAAUCCAGCGCCUGCUCCAGCUACAGAUUCUAGUGGCUCAGGCUCUGAUGGCUCAGGCUCUGGUGGUUCAGGCUCUGGUGGUUCAGGCUCUGGUGGUUCAGGUUCUGGUGGUUCAGGCUCUGGUGGUUCAGGCUCUGGUGGUUCAGGCUCUGGUGGUUCAGGCUCUGGUGGUUCAGGUUCUGGUGGUUCAGGCUCUGGUGGUUCAGGCUCUUGUGGUUCGGGCUCCGGUGGUUCGGGCUCCGGUGGUUCGGGCUCCGGUGGUUCAGGCUCUGGUGGUUCAGGCUCUGGUGGUUCAGGCUCUAGUGGUUCAGGCUCUGGUGGUUCAGGCUCUAGUGGUUCAGGCUCUAGUAGUUCAGGCUCCGGUGGUUCGGGCUCUUGUGGUUCAGGCUCUGGUGGUUCAGGCUCUACAGAUUCCAAAACACCUCCACCAGCAGAGCCAGCUACCAAACCGAAAGAUUCCAAAACACCUCCACCGCCUCCGAAGAUGGGCGCCUCCACUAAUGAUAAUGCUGAGAUUUACAGCCUGA
Pseudocercospora fijiensis CIRAD86 is the source of this 723-nucleotide messenger RNA. RefSeq lists its product as uncharacterized. The transcript is spliced from 2 exons. The record is from RefSeq and is a predicted model, not a curated record. NCBI's taxonomy places the organism in Eukaryota, Fungi, Ascomycota, Dothideomycetes, Mycosphaerellales, Mycosphaerellaceae. The coding region runs from base 1 to 723 and encodes 240 amino acids.